This is a messenger RNA of Xenia sp. Carnegie-2017, 668 nucleotides long. Its product is annotated as transmembrane protein 243-like. The transcript has 4 exons. NCBI's taxonomy places the organism in Eukaryota, Metazoa, Cnidaria, Anthozoa, Malacalcyonacea, Xeniidae. The record is from RefSeq and is a predicted model, not a curated record. The coding region runs from base 271 to 594 and encodes 107 amino acids.
UUUGAAAGUCUACACCAGCAAGAGUACUAUGUUGUGGUUAUAAAAAGUUGGGUAUUAAAAAACUACUCAAAUUUUAUGGAUGAAAACUCAAAGAAAUUGGUACCCCUGUCAGCGAAUUUCAUUCAUCGUCGACAUUCGUGAGCGUACUGUUUGUUUUACAUUUUUGCAUAUAAAUUUUCUUCCGAAGGCGUAAAUGCUAAAGUGAAGUUCAGCCAUCAGUAACUGAAGUCAUACGUUAGCAAUUUAGAGAACUCCUCGCUGCAUGAAAAGAUGUAUACAAACGAGGCUGAUAGACCGUUAUUUGGAGAAGAAAGACCUAAGGUUCGUUAUCUUAAUUACACUGUUGGACUGGUAACAAGCCUUUUAGUUCUGGAGACCUUCAUAAGUGCAUUUUUGUUCCCAAGACCAACAAAAGCUCUUCAUGUUUUCCUAGCUAUUGUGAUUGUUAUGGUGUGUUGUUCUGACCUUCUGCUGAUAUACUGGUACAGACAAGGAGAUUUGGAACCAAUGUUUAGGAAGCUGAUUUACUAUAAUUCAUUCACUAUUCUAUUACUAUGUAUUUGUGCUAACUUUAUAUUUCAUGAUAAGUCAUAGCAAAUGAUGCAACUAUUUAAAAGUACUGAUGCAAGAAUACAUACAAUUGACUUCACAAAGUGAGCAAACCAAAA